This is a messenger RNA of Trichophyton rubrum CBS 118892, 297 nucleotides long. RefSeq lists its product as uncharacterized. Gene Ontology annotation, biological process: mRNA splicing, via spliceosome. Lineage: Eukaryota; Fungi; Ascomycota; Eurotiomycetes; Onygenales; Arthrodermataceae. The transcript is spliced from 2 exons. The coding region runs from base 1 to 297 and encodes 98 amino acids. Gene Ontology annotation, cellular component: U4/U6 x U5 tri-snRNP complex; U6 snRNP; precatalytic spliceosome. The record is from RefSeq and is a predicted model, not a curated record. Gene Ontology annotation, molecular function: RNA binding.
AUGUCCCUCCAAUCCUACAUCAACAAAAAAAUUCUCGUCCUCACGGUUGACGGCCGCACAUUAUUAGGAACGCUUCUAUCAACAGACCAACUUACAAACCUCGUCCUAUCUCAAACAGUUGAGAGAAUAAUCCGAACGCCGGAUGACCCUGAGCCUAGCACCGAGGUAGAGCACGGUCUUUACCUGAUACGAGGGGAUAACGUUGUUAUUUGUGGAGAGGUCGACGAGGAGAUUGACGGUAAAAUAGACUGGUCAAAGGUCAAGGGAGAGGUUGUUAGGAAUACUAAGAAUGCUUGA